AUGAGUAGAAAGGCACCUUCAGCAGCUUCAUUCCGCUGUCCAGCACCUGAUUGUAAUUCGUCCACACACUUAUUCGGCCCCGAACUCCACCUCGACAUUACUGUUUCAGAGCUCAUCAAACUUCAUCAAGAGUUCUUCUCAAAUGCUCCGUUGUUGCCUUUAUCACCUAUUAGUGAAGCAUCGUCGUAUUCUGGUUCCUUUUCUGAACAGCAAAAGAACAUUACAGACUUUCUUUCAUCAGAUGCUCUCCUACGCAAAUUAUCUACUAUAUUGACAUGUCAGCUUUGUCAUUCUAUGGUAUCAUCAGAAGAACCAAUCACGACACCGUGUGGACAUACCUUCUGUAAACUCUGUAUUUUACACACAAAGACUAUUGAAAACCGGCCUUGUUCACUUUGCAACCGUCCUUUACCCAAAUACAGCAGCUUAUCAGCACAGAAACCCAAUCGACUUAUUGCUACAUUUGUCAAAGACCUCACUUCGUUCUUAUCAUCGUUCCAAUAUGCCCGCUCCGAAAGUAACUUCCUUGAUUCCUUAGAUCUACACCAAACAAACGUUCCUUUGUAUGUUUCUAACGCUGUCAUUUUACCACAGCAACGUUGUCAACUUCAAAUUUUGAACGAAGAGCAAUAUAAUAUGCUACGGAAAUGCCUCAUUCCUUCAACUCGUUACAAUAGUCUUUGCCUGGCUUCAGUCCAUCGUAGCCAUCCAAAUGUCGCUCAAUUCGGCACGCUUCUCUCCAUUAUGAACGUUGAGCAUCGUCGCGACGCUAUUUUUCUCGACGUAGUAGGCGUUGAUCGAUUCCAGCUCGAAACGCACAACUUUCAAAAAGAUAGAGAGGGCAUCACUACUAUCUAUGGCACUUUUGACAUUUUGCAUGAAGCUACUCUACGUCAAAUCAGCUUUGAAUUACCCAACGCUCCACCACCUGACGAUCACAAAGCAUUACUUUUGCAAAGAGACCGUAUCUCCACUUAUGCCAUACAUUUGGCCGACAGCGUUUUGGAAUUUAUCCAUCAUAUAGCUGGGAGUUCAGAAACAUUUACAUUACCCAAGCUUAACGUUCUUCACGCCCAAACAGAGGGUCUCUUUGGUCCUCAAUGGCUGGCUAAAAUGCAAACACAGUUUGGUCCUAUGCCUUCAAAAUUAGAUCCAAUUGCUGUGGCAUGGUGGGCUGCUCUUGUGUUACUUUCGUCGAUUUACGGUCUUUUACGAAGUAUAACUAUCAUCGAGCGAUUGGAAUUAAUCAUCUCUUGGAUGCAAAAUAUCCAAGCUCAAUGGAUUCAAUGCCGUAACACAGCUAUACAUGCAUUUUCGCAAGUUCCUGACUCCAAAUGA
This is a messenger RNA of Mycotypha africana, 1338 nucleotides long. RefSeq lists its product as uncharacterized. The transcript is spliced from 2 exons. The record is from RefSeq and is a predicted model, not a curated record. Bases 1 to 1338 code for a protein of 445 amino acids. Gene Ontology annotation, molecular function: metal ion binding. NCBI's taxonomy places the organism in Eukaryota, Fungi, Mucoromycota, Mucoromycetes, Mucorales, Mycotyphaceae.